Molecule: messenger RNA, 522 nt
Organism: Notechis scutatus (mainland tiger snake)
Lineage: Eukaryota; Metazoa; Chordata; Lepidosauria; Squamata; Elapidae
Source: RefSeq, a predicted model, not a curated record
CUGCUCCCGUUGAACAUCUGCCUGUCCUGAAGCUCUAAAGCACGGGGUCUUUGUUUCCUGGUUUUCUUGCUGCUCACGGCUUCUGUUUCAGCCUACAUGGGUGCCGCCUUGCUGGAGAUAUUGGUUACCCUGACUUUCCUGGGUUUGCGAGCCACGUACUACCAUGAACGGCUGACCCGAGUCAACUGGCCCUGCCUGGAUUUCCUUCGGUGCGUCAGUGCGGCCAUCAUCUUCAUCGUGGUGGGCUUUGCUGUCAUUGCCACCAACCACGAGGGAUCGGCCGUGUCAGCCUUUGUUUUCAGUCUUAUUCUAAUUGGAAUUUUCUGCUUGGAUGCCUACAAAACCUACCAAGCGGAGAUGGGAUCAGAAGAAGACCCGGAGCGUCGGUGAAUUUGCACGCUCACAUGUCCAGUGGUGAAAAUCCCACCUCAGGUCUCCAGCCUCUAUAUCGGCGUGUGCUCUCAGAGCUGAAUCCAUCUUUCCUGGAGAAUCUGGAUCUGUGAUUUUAGAUCAUUUCUAGAU